AAAAUAUUUAACCAAAGAAUUUUUUUUUUUUGAGCACUAGUUGGUGCAUUCCCUAACAUUUUAAUUUCAAAAGACCGACAUAAAAAACCGUCGAUUUUAGGAUUUUCUCUCUUUAGCCUACUCUCGUCACUAAGAACUUUAGGCUUGGACCAUGGAAGACUCUGCUGGAGGCGCAUCAUUACGGUCGGGUCCCGACGGGAAGAAGCGGCGUGUGACAUACUUCUACGAGCCAACGAUCGGCGACUACUAUUACGGUCAGGGUCACCCGAUGAAACCCCACCGGAUUCGUAUGGCACACAAUCUCAUCAUCCAUUAUUCUCUCCACCGUCGGAUGGAGAUUAACCGUCCUUUCCCCGCCGGCCCCGACGACAUCCGUCGCUUUCACACCGAAGAGUAUGUGGACUUCCUCAACGCCGUUACCCCCGAUUCCAUCUCCGACCCCACUUAUUCUCGCCAUUUGAAGCGUUUCAAUGUCGGAGAGGAUUGCCCCGUGUUCGAUGGGCUUUUUGGUUUCUGCCAGGCCUCCGCUGGUGGCUCCAUUGGUGCCGCCGUUAAGUUGAAUAGAGGGGAUGCCGACAUCGCCAUCAAUUGGGCUGGUGGAUUGCAUCAUGCUAAGAAAAGCGAGGCUUCUGGGUUUUGCUAUGUUAAUGAUAUCGUGCUUGGGAUUCUUGAACUCCUGAAAUAUCACAGGCGUGUGCUGUAUGUAGAUAUUGAUGUUCAUCACGGUGAUGGUGUAGAGGAGGCAUUUUACACCACUGACAGAGUUAUGACUGUGUCUUUCCAUAAAUUUGGGGAUUUCUUCCCAGGGACUGGACACAUCAGGGAUGUUGGGGUGGGUAAUGGCAAAUACUAUGCUUUGAAUGUUCCCUUGAAUGAUGGGAUGGAUGAUGAGAGUUUUCGGGGUCUAUUUCGUCCUAUCAUCCAAAAGGUCAUGGAAGUGUAUCAGCCAGAUGCAGUUGUUCUUCAAUGUGGAGCAGAUUCAUUGUCUGGUGACAGAUUGGGUUGCUUCAACUUGUCUGUGAAGGGCCAUGCUGAUUGUCUUCGCUUUCUUAGAUCUUUCAAUGUUCCCCUAAUGGUCUUGGGUGGAGGAGGGUAUACUAUCCGCAAUGUUGCCCGAUGUUGGUGCUAUGAGACAGCUGUUGCAGUUGGGGUUGAGCCUGAUAAUAAGCUGCCUUAUAAUGAAUAUUAUGAGUAUUUUGGUCCAGAUUAUACACUUCAUGUUGAAGUGGGCAGCAUGGAGAACCUGAAUGCACCUAGAGAUAUGGAGAAGAUAAGGAACAUGCUAUUAGAGCAGCUUUCUAGAUUAUCUCAUGCACCCAGUGUACCUUUUCAAACAACACCAUCCACCAUCCAACCGCCCGAGGAGGCCGAGGAGGACAUGGAUGAAAGACCAAAACCUCGCAUAUGGAAUGGGGAUGAUUAUGAGUCAGAUCCUGAAGAGGAUGAGAAACCUCUACGCAGAUUCUCCAAUUCUGAUGUAAUUCAACCUACAACAGAUGUUGAUAUGAGGGAGGUAUCACAAGAUUUGAAAGAAGUGAAAGCAGAAGAACAACCACCGGCAUCUUGACAGUGAAGGAUUGGUUGUACUUCAUCUUGGUGUCUGUAUACUUUGAAGUUGGGCAUUUUUUGACGUUACUAGCAAGCAAUUCUUUGAUCCAUUAGGCUAGGAAAGUUAGGUAAUUUAGGUCCCUCUUGUUUGGCACAAUGUGUCAGAAGAAUCAAAGAGGCAAUGGAUACAAUGGCAGUAGAGUAUCAAUAUAAGACUAAAUGGCUCAAGUAAAGCUGGUUUUAUUUUGCCCUAAACGUUUGAUUAGUUAUUUACUUCAUAGUCUCUGGUGAUGAGUAACUGAAAUUGAACAGAA
Molecule: messenger RNA, 1862 nt
Organism: Gossypium arboreum
Lineage: Eukaryota; Viridiplantae; Streptophyta; Magnoliopsida; Malvales; Malvaceae
Product: histone deacetylase 6
Exons: 6
Coding region: 152-1567 (471 amino acids)
Molecular function (GO): histone deacetylase activity
Source: RefSeq, a predicted model, not a curated record